GAAUCAGGGAGGCGGGGAAGGGGCUGGGGAGGGGCUAUAAGAGACGCUAGAGGGUGUUGCCCCCACCACAGCUGCUGGGAGCCGGCAGAAGGAGUGUCUCGCUGCGUUGUUCGGUCUCGGCUACGGAUCGCGGAAUGUUCCGGCUGCUCGUCGCCUGCCUGGUCGGCGCCCUGCUGGUCCCGUCGCAGGGCUCCCCCGCCGGGGUCCCGCCGGACGGUGUGGAUGACGAGGAGAUGCUGCAGCUGCGAUCCCAGUUUGAGGAAUUCAAGGCGACCUACAACAAGGAGUACGAGGGAGAAGAAGCAGAAGAGGACCACCGCUUCCAGAUCUUUGUGGAGAACCUGAAGGAGGCUAGGAGACUCCAGGAGGAGGACAGAGGAACGGCAGAGUUUGGAGUCACCAAAUUCAGCGACAUGUCAGACGAAGAAUUCAAUCAAUUUUACCUCAACCCCUUAAUGAUGAACGACUCGUCCUGGAUGCAGAAGAUUGCUGAGCUGCCGAUGGCCGAGCCCAUGGCCAACUGUUCUGUUCCCCGACAGUGGGACUGGCGCAAAAAGGGAGCGGUGACUCGAGUUAAAAAUCAGGGAAAGUGCGCUGCCUGCUGGGCCUUUGCAUCUGUCGCCAAUAUCGAGUCCGUGUGGUACCUGAAGACCAAAAGACUGGUGUCCGUUUCAGAGCAAGAGCUCCUUGACUGUGACACGUACGACAAGGCUUGCAGGGGGGGUUACCCAUUCGGCGCGUUCACCUGUGCCGUGAAGUUGGGUUUGAUGACUGAAAGAAGAUACCCUUACAUGGCCAGAAGGGGGAGGUGCAAGGCACAACGCAGUAGAUCUGUGGUCAAGAUCAAGAGCUAUCGGUGCAUCUACCCCCACGAGCGUGAAAUGAAGACGUGGGUGGCUACACGAGGACCAAUUGUCGUCUCGUUGAACGGGGUGUUGCUGAAAAGCUACAGGGGGGGAAUCCUCCGUCCCAACAGCUACAACUGUCCCUGCAACAGACUGAAUAAAGUAGUGACGAUUGUGGGAUACGGAAUCCAAAGGGAUAUUCCGUUCUGGAUUGCAAGGAACAGCUGGGGAACGAACUGGGGAGAGUUGGGAUAUUUCCGCAUCUUCAACGGAGAGAAGGCUUGCGGAUUGAACAAGCUCCCCCUCACCGCUAUCGCCUAGUCGGGGGGUGUCUGAGGCGGAUCGCAGGCAAGCCUGGGCGAUUCGAGGUGACCAGGCGUCAGGAGGAAGACCUCCGCUUCUCGCAGCUUAGCACGGCGUUUCUGUACAAGUGGGACCCCCUCCCCUCCCCUCCCCUGCCCGUUCACCCCCUCACCUCUCCUCUCCCCAGUUCCAUUCCAGUGGUGGCCCCCAGUCACUCACAGAGACCACAGCUCCCCCCACCCCCCCCUGACUAACGCAUCCACAGCCCACACCGCUCCCAUCAGCGGUCCCAUCCCAGUGGGGACCACCCGGUGCUGUCAGGAGACCACCCCAGCUAAUCAGAGCCCCGGGAUGGACUUCACCAAUCAGAGACCCCAGGGCUGUGUGAGGGGGACUGGACGGCAGCAACUGCUUCAAUGGAAUGGAUUCCCCUUGGGAGAGGAGUGUCCCAUUGGAAUUCCGGCUGGGAGGAAGGGAUGGGUUCAAGGCAACACUUCCCAUUGGCUCCCAGCUGGAAUGGUUUCCACCGGGACUGGGUGGACUCCCUGCAACAUCCGUUGUUGGCCAGCGGAUGACCCACUGGAACGGUUUUCCCUGGGGAAGAGAUGGGUCCAUUUUCCUGGUGUCUUUCCCACGUGAUUUGACCGCGGUUGAACCAGUUCUGCGUCUCGGGCUUCCGCAUUGACACAAUAAAGCAGCUCAAGCAUC
Molecule: messenger RNA, 1856 nt
Organism: Pristis pectinata (smalltooth sawfish)
Lineage: Eukaryota; Metazoa; Chordata; Chondrichthyes; Rhinopristiformes; Pristidae
Product: cathepsin F-like
Exons: 12
Coding region: 135-1166 (343 amino acids)
Cellular component (GO): lysosome
Molecular function (GO): cysteine-type endopeptidase activity
Source: RefSeq, a predicted model, not a curated record